UGUCAACACAUAACUCCCUCCCCAACGCAUCACCAACCCGUUCAUCAACCAUGAGCAAUUCAGCCCCACCGCGACAACCUCCAAAGCAGAAACUUGUCUCACUCUCGCGCGAAGUGGUCGAGGCUUUCAGACCAGCACGCGUGUUCAAAAACACGUCACAAACGCCAGAGGAGGGUGCCGAACCCUCUUCCUUGCAGAUCAGCAGUAUCGCUUUCGAUGACUCCGGAGAGCGCGCCGUGACCGCUGGCGAUGAUGAUGUCUUCAUCCUAUUUGACGCACGCAAGGGCAAGAAACUGAAAACACUAUAUUCAAAGAAGUAUGGCAUCAGCCAUGCGCGUUUUACGCACAAGAGCACCAACAUUAUCCACGCGAGUACGAAGAAUGAUCAUGCGCUGCGCUAUCACUCCAUGCAUGACAACAAGUACCUCGCGUACUUUCAGGGACACACCGCAACCGUACGCUCAUUGCACAUGAAUCCUGUGGACGACACAUUCGUCUCUGCCGGAGACGAUGGCACUGUGCGGCUGUGGGACUUGCGAAUGCAGGCGUGUAAGGGGCUUGUCAACGACAUUGGCGGAUCGACGAUCGCUGCCUUCGAUUCCAGUGGUUGUGUCUUUGCAGUCGCGUGUACCCAAAACCAGACCGUGUUUCUCUUUGAUGCGUCGACGUCGGACGACGCGCCGUUCGCGCAUCAGCCGCUGAUUGACCAUGAGCUUGCCAAAAUCUCUGCUCCACCUCCAAGACCGCACUUCACCUCAAUCGCCUUCAGCAACAACGGACACUACUUGCUGGUUGGGACGGAUCGCGGCACACACUACAUUCUCGAUGCGUUUGAGCUUAACAUUGUGCGGCGGCUGGAGGGGCACGUUGGUCUUGGCCGUAUGAGUGGCGAGGAGGUUAGCUGGAGCGCCGAUUCGAACUACGUUUUCAGCGGGUCUGGAGACGGGAGCGUCCUCGUGUGGGACAUGACGCCGCCAAAGGGUGAAACCAAGCUCGAGGCUCCGCGUGGUAGCCCGCCGCCCACAUUGACCCCCUCCAUUACUCUCCGACCUCCUGGUGAAGGCGACAUCUCCCCGGCGCGUGCUGUCGCAUUCAAUCCUCGCUACAGUCUUCUUGGUGUGGGUGGACAGGAGUUCUCGCUGUGGCUCUCGCAGAGCGCGACACAGGUUGAGGAGGGCUGGUGAUACUGUAUUCCAUGCAUAGUGUACAUGUACA
Messenger RNA from Cutaneotrichosporon oleaginosum, 1215 nucleotides. RefSeq lists its product as uncharacterized. Gene Ontology annotation, molecular function: protein binding; chromatin binding. NCBI's taxonomy places the organism in Eukaryota, Fungi, Basidiomycota, Tremellomycetes, Trichosporonales, Trichosporonaceae. Gene Ontology annotation, cellular component: Set1C/COMPASS complex. The record is from RefSeq and is a predicted model, not a curated record.